AAUCUUUUUCACCUAAUCUGGAACAGAUACAAAUGACAUAAAAAAAAAGCAUUCUCAAAAAGGAAGUUUGAAACUGCUCCUGAACAAGAGGAAAUGAAAAGCGUAAGUGUAAGCAGUACUUUAGUAACACUUCCUUGUAGGGUUUGGGAAUUAAAGAUGAUUGUUAGAUCAUUUUGAGACACGCUCUGUUGGCUGCGCUGAUUUCACUGGUCUUGUCUGGAUUUUUCUGCUUCAUUGUCCUCUUUUUGUCUGGCACUGAGAAGCUGAAUUCAGUCAACAUGUUUUUUUCAGAUGUGUAUGCAGAAGCAAGGUCUGAGCUGUUCUCUGGGACUAGAACCCUCACUUCAGAUAGAACCAUGGACCUCGGUCUAGCUGAGGACCACUUCUCAAGGCCUAUGGGUUCGUUUGCAGCAUCUGACAUUGAACAGCUGAAACUGGCCAUAGAGGAGUGUAAAAAGCUGAUCUUGGAGCUGCCAGAGCACUCAGAGAGACAGAAGGACACUGUUGUAAAACUUAUCCACCUCCGUCUCAAACUGCAGGAGCUUAAGGACCCUGAGGAGGAUGAGCCUAAUUUGAGAAUCCUAUUGGAGCACCGCUUUUCCAAGGAGAAGAGCAAAAGUGUGAAACAGACCUGUGACAAGUGUAGCACUAUCAUCUGGGGCCUUAUCCAGACUUGGUAUACUUGCACAGGUUGCUAUUAUCGUUGCCACAGUAAGUGUAUGAACAUGAUCACAAAGCCCUGUGUCAGGUCAAAGGUCAGCCACCAGUCAGAGUACGAGCUCAGCAUCUGCCCUGAGAUAGGACUGGAUCGGCAAGACUACCGUUGUGCGGAAUGCCGCGCACCUGUUUCACUGAGGGGUGUGCCAAGUGAAGCGAGACAGUGUGACUACACAGGCCAGUAUUACUGUAGCACAUGCCACUGGAAUGACACUGCCGUCGUCCCAGCUCGUGUCAUCCACAACUGGGAGUUUGAACCACGCAAGGUUUGUCGCUCCUCAAUGCGCUACCUGGCCCUGAUGAUAUCACGACCUGUGCUGAAGCUGAAGGAAAUCAACCCGCUGCUAUUCAACUUCGUGGAGGAACUUGUUGAGAUCAGGAAACUUCGCCAAGACAUACUGUUGAUGAAACCCUAUUUUAUUACCUGUAAGGAGGCAAUGGAGGCUCGGCUAUUACUACAGCUACAAGACCGGCAGCACUUUGUGGAGAACGAUGACAUGUACUCACUACAGGAUUUGAUCGACAUCUCCAACGGUAGACUCAGCUGUUCCCUCACAGAGAUCCAUACCACAUUUGCGAAACACAUCAAACUAGACUGUGAGCGAUGUCAGGCCAAAGGAUUUGUGUGUGAGCUGUGUAAGGAAGGAGACAUCCUGUUCCCUUUUGACAGUCACACCUCAGUCUGCCAUGAGUGCUCUGCUGUCUUCCACAGAGAUUGUUACUAUGAUAACUCCACAACGUGUCCACGAUGUGCCCGAAUGACUGAGCGCAAGCAGGACGACGAUGUGAAAGACGCAUAGCUCUGGAGAGGACCACCUGAAGUUUCUGGAUGUUGCACUUUGCCUCAUGUUGUGCUCUACUCGAUCAAGAAAGUCUGAUAGAAAGCUAGCUUUUUGUCUUUGUCCUUGGUUUGUUUUGUGAAUAUGUUUAUACUGGAGUGUCUUUAUCUUCCCGUGCACUACUUAAUGGAUACUUAGAAACUGGAGAUAUGAAUGCCAAUCAGCAACAACAUUAUAACCACCUGCUUAAUCUGUUGUAUGUCCCCAUUGUGCUGCCAAAAUAGCUCUGAUCUGUCAGAGGAAGGGACACAGGAUCCCUGUGGGUAUUUUGUGGUCACUGGCAUCAGAAUGUUGGAUUCUUUCGGUACUGUGCAUUGGGGGUGGGGAGAGGGAGGCAAUCUUGCUCAGGUUGGGAUCUGGUGAGUCUACAGGCUAUUGUUGUGGUCCUUGAGAGAUUCCUGAGCAGUUUUCCAAAUGUGACGGAGUGCGUUGUCCAGCUGAGGGGAGGCUGCUGCUGACAGGAAGAGCCUUUGCCAUGGGGGGGGGGGUUUAGUCUGCAGUGUUUAGGUGGAUGGUGUGCGUCAAAGAACAUCCACAUGAAUGCCAGAACCCAAGGUUUCCCUGCAGAACAUUGCCUAAACCAUUGUGUGUGUGAGUGUGUGUGUAGUGUGUCUGAUGAUUAUGUAUAAAUAUACAAAAUAAAUGCCCUAUGGAGAAAAGCCACUUCAUCAGUUGUUACAGUGGUUGGUAUGCAUGCAGGAGUUGUAUAUUAACUGUUACAAGACUCAGCUGCAUUGACCUACACUGCCAGCUUCGAUGAUGAAUACUAAACUUUAAGGUUGCCAUAUAUGAAAAGUGGAUUUUAAAGAUUCUAACUUCAGCUUCCAAAGACAAAAAUUUCCCUUUCAGAUUCCAUUGAUAUGUUUUUAUUUUAAAAUCUAAAUUCUGUAAACAUUCUUGAAAGUUAAGGGAACAGUUCACCAAAAAGUCAUUAUCUACUCAUGACUAUGUAGAUGAAAAGUCAGAUGAAGGUUCUUAGUCCAUAAAAUUUUGUGGAGUAGCACAGCAAAACAGCAUAUCAGCAUUUUCCUAAACAACUGAAGAAGCUGGGGAUUUGUCUUAAAACAUUAGAAACAACUGAAAAAAAACCAUAAAAUGGCUACAUACGACUUAUCAGACAUAAUCCAAGUGUGCAGAAGGCCCAAGAUACGAAAAUGAUUUGAAAAGACAUGAUUUGUAUGUUUCCUUUAGGCCAGAAUCUUUACUGUAAAAGUUAAGCUAAAAGUGCAGCCACGCACCCAUCGCAUCCCAUGUGGCCGUACAUGUAUAUGCGUUUGAGCUCAUGAAUGCACUUCAGAUGGAUGGGGUCGAUUUUUAUUUUAGGGUCAACUGUUCCUUUAAGUGAGUGUACAUUGCACUGAGCUGUUGUUUCCAAGCAUUGGUUUAUUAAUUAAUUUAAGUCAAUUUUGGUAUUUAUUUAAGGAAUUAAUUCAGUAAAUGAGACUAUGUGAUCAUUGAUCAGUGCCCCCCCCCCCCCCAUUUUUCCAUAUUCCAUCAUUGGAUACAACACUGUUUACCUCACCUGCUGUUCCAACAGCUGUCCUUGCUCGUCCUCCACUUGUGUCUCAUGCUUAUUUUCCUCUCAGAGUCAAAGAUCUUCAGACAUAAUUCCAGUCCUUCAAGCAAUAUUCCUUUUCAAUACUGCAUUUUACCUCAUGUUACACUAUAGGCCUUGUUUGAGUUUAAUUCUCAAUUAGUAGCCCUGGGGUAAAGGAAAUUAAAAUUGCUGGAAAUUGGAAAGACUUGCACUUAUUUGACAACAAAGUCUCUGUAUAUUCAGUCAUCAAAACUGUAAUUUGAAAAGAGAGGUAAGAGAUACAUAAUGAAAGCAUGCUUUUCUGGUACAUUUUUUUUCUGCAAGAAGAAUUGUCUGUCUAAAAAAGAAAAGGAAUAUGGGAGUUAAAUGUUCUUUCUUUUAUUCAGAACUGUGAACUCAUUGUAGACAGUUGGACUUGUGUUUAAUCCAUUUCUGUCUAGUGCAAUAUGUAGCAAUUAGAUGUGAAUACUCAUGAACAUUGUGUGCCUAAGAUUAUCAGGUGACAUACAGCUGUUAUCCAAACGUCUUAAUACACUUAACAUCGCGUUAAUGGUUUUGGUCUUAACGUAUCUAACACAUUUUGUCCAGAGAUGACAAGGAUUUUAAGUGACAUCUUGGGUAAUGUAUAAAUGUUGACCUAAAGUAUUUGUUUUAAAAUGUUUUCUGGCUGUGUUAUCUUUCAGCAUGAUGUACUGUAUUUUUUUUUCCAAAGUAAUGGACAUGCAUAGUGUUGGUUAAAGCUGUGCUCUUUCGGAAAACAUGUUGAAGUAGUGCAUGAAUAAAGUAAUGAAAUCUAUUUAAACUGCA
Scatophagus argus is the source of this 3900-nucleotide messenger RNA. RefSeq names its product differentially expressed in FDCP 8 homolog (gene def8). The transcript is spliced from 11 exons. NCBI's taxonomy places the organism in Eukaryota, Metazoa, Chordata, Actinopteri, Scatophagidae. The coding region runs from base 279 to 1517 and encodes 412 amino acids. The record is from RefSeq and is a predicted model, not a curated record.